ACGUCGCUCGCGUGCGAUCGCAUAAAUACGCGUGUUAUCGCUGCCGACCGCUUACUCUGCACCUGCACUCCGCUUCGGUAGCACGCAUUCUCUAGUUUCUUAUCUCGUCAUAUCAUCUACAGACAUGCCGACCGAUUGUGGUGCCACCAAGAAGAAGUACGCCAUGGACGGCGUCAACCUUCUUCUCGCUCAGCACCUCAUCGACGUGGAGCUCUACAAGCAAGGUGAAGCGGACUCUGGUAUCUCCAGCGAGGCCAUGUCUGCGGUAACGUCGUAUAUCAACGACUGCUACCAGCGCAUCGCCGCCGGAGCGUCUGGUCCAGCUCACAACAAGAAGAGGCCCACCGUCGCUUCGGCCUCGAAGGCAGCGCAGUCUUCCGUCAGGUCGCUGAUGGCCGCCGACGAGCCCGCCAAGCACGUCGCCAGGAAGCGCGCCAGAGCCGUCGCCAAGCCGAGUCACCCUGAGGCGAUCAACAAAGCCAUCAGGGAGAUGAAGUAUGGCACGGGUAAAGGCUCCUCUCUCGAUGCGAUAGAGACGUACAUCGGCGCGCAGUACAAGGUCGACGCUGAGAUGCUGGCUCCUUUGACGACUUCGUCGGGCGCCAAGCCUGACGCCUCUGCGGCCGGUGCCAAGAGAAAGGCGUCGUCCGCGGCAGCUCCGGGACCACCUGCGAAGAUGGCGAAAUCAUCAAUCGCCAAGGGCAAGAAGGCCGCCGCUGCCGACAAGUAAGUCCCUUGCAUCGUCGUCUGACGAUGCACACAAAAAAGCCCUUUUCAGGGCUAACAAUUUUGUCAUGAAUAUUUUACAAAUAUUCGUUUCUUUAUAACACCGAGUCAAAAACCAAAACGUUAAUUUGAUCACCUACUCGAUCACGUUGACGAUUAUUACUUCAAUUUGCAUGGGAUCUUAAAAGUUUCUUAAGCACGAAUUUUAUUGUGGUGUCAUUCAGCGGCACAUGGACAGGACAGCCAGUUCGACAACAUUCGAGCUGUUGUGAAUUUCAGACCGAAUUCGAAUUUCGUCUUCUGCUAAACAUGUCAAAUCUAUCAGGACUUUAACGACUGAGUUUUUUUAUUUUCAAAGUUUGCACGCAACAGUGUACCUAACGGAUUACUAUUGGUUCGUGGUCGCUUUCGAGUCAAUUAUUCGCGAUGGUUAGGUGUACUAUUCACGAAACGUCGCCGUGCGUACGUGCGACAGGUCACGCAGGCGGUAUACGGUGAUGCCGCGUACGUGACGUACGUACCUUAGCUCACGUAACGCAUGAAGCCGCUGCCAAAAAGUGAGCCUCACCCCCGUCACAGCUGCUUGCUACGAAGGAUUCUCUCACCGCUCCUUCUGUCGAUGUUCCAUCGCUGAAAUUGUGAAGCUCUAACCAACCCGUUGUUCAGCUAAAUCAAUGGCUAACACCGAAUGGGCUGACUAUUCUUAAAUCUUAUUGCUUUCACUAAUGGAGAGAUCAGCUUUGCUCCUCGCGAAAAACAAAUAUUUUUAAAAUAAUCGUUUCUUUAUAAGGGCUUUACCAUAGGUUCGUGGUCGCUUUCGAGUUUAAUUAUCACGAUGAUUAUUUUGGUGGGAUUUCGCCUUUUUUUAUGUAUAUAGUUACGGUACGUCAAGAAUGAAUAAAACUACACAGCUUUCAGUCGAGUUUUAGUUAUUUGUUGUUGUUUGUGCCAGUGGCGAUAAAAGUUUCGCCCGCUCGACGCGACCCCUCAUUGGCGACGAACGCCCCGCCCCCCAAUCCCGCACGAUCGUAGCGCUCGCUGUGACGCGCUGUGAUUGGUCCGGGGCGCGUAGCGCAUCUUGCGCCGUCCAACGUUAACGUCGCUCGCGUGCGAUCGCAUAAAUACGCGUGUUAUCGCUGCUGACCGCUUACUCUGCACCUGCACUCCGCUUCGGUAGCACGCAUUCUCUAGUUUCUUAUCUCGUCAUAAUAACUACACAGACAUGCCGACCGAUUGUGGUGCCACCAAGAAGAAGUACGCCAUGGACGGCGUCAACCUUCUUCUCGCUCAGCACCUGAUCGACGUUGAGC
This is a messenger RNA of Spodoptera frugiperda (fall armyworm), 2036 nucleotides long. RefSeq lists its product as uncharacterized. Gene Ontology annotation, biological process: nucleosome assembly. NCBI's taxonomy places the organism in Eukaryota, Metazoa, Arthropoda, Insecta, Lepidoptera, Noctuidae. The transcript has 2 exons. Gene Ontology annotation, cellular component: nucleosome. Gene Ontology annotation, molecular function: DNA binding; protein heterodimerization activity; structural constituent of chromatin. The coding region runs from base 125 to 730 and encodes 201 amino acids. The record is from RefSeq and is a predicted model, not a curated record.